Dunckerocampus dactyliophorus (ringed pipefish) is the source of this 6982-nucleotide messenger RNA. RefSeq names its product vir like m6A methyltransferase associated (gene virma). The transcript is spliced from 27 exons. Gene Ontology annotation, cellular component: RNA N6-methyladenosine methyltransferase complex. Gene Ontology annotation, molecular function: RNA binding. Lineage: Eukaryota; Metazoa; Chordata; Actinopteri; Syngnathiformes; Syngnathidae. The coding region runs from base 49 to 5496 and encodes 1815 amino acids. The record is from RefSeq and is a predicted model, not a curated record.
GUCACUUGAAGGCGGAAGUUGACCCCGAGCCACUAAUAGCUGAAAGCAAUGGCGGGGGAUUCUUCAACGGAGCUUCUCUUUCUAGAUACAUUUAAACACCAAAGCGCAGAGUUUACCAAUGUGGAUGUGGUGCGCUUCCCCUGCGUGGUAGUCAUCACAGAAGUCCGUGUCAUUCCUCCCGGAAUUAAAGCCCAUAGCAACUUACCCGACAGCAGAGCAUUUGGAAAGACAUCUCCGCAUGCCUUCCAGCUCGAGCUGUUCUUCAACAACGUCCCCAAACCGAACAGCCCCACCUUCCACAGACUUGGCAGUCUGGAGUAUGAUGAGAACAAGUCUAUCGUUUUCAGACCCAAUGGGAAGAUCAACACAGAUGGCUUGGUGCUGCGUGGCUGGUACACCACUCUAACCUUGGCUGUGUAUGGGACAGCGGAGCGUGCGCAUGGACAUGACCAAGGCUCGUCCUCGCCUCCUCCUCCACCACCCCCGCAACAACCUUGUGGGCCUAAAAGACUUGUUAAACAGGAGUGGGAAAAGGACGACCAAUACAACGGCAGUCCACCCAGACCAGCACCCCGAGGGCCUCGUACUCCGCCAGGGCCUCCACCCCCAGAUGAUGACGAUGAGGAGCAGGUCCAAGUCCCGGGAGUGAACAUGGGCAUGGUCAAAGAAGAGCCGCGUGAGGGCCGUGAGGACUCACUGGAGGCUGUGUCACCAGAAAGAUCAUUGGUUGCCGACGAAGUGUACUCCGAUGCUGAGCGAGAAGAAGAAGGGGAGGAGGAAGAGGAGGAGCAAGAGGAGGAAGACGACGCACGGACUGAGGGCAGCGCUCCGGAAGACGAGGAAGAAGAGGAGGACGAUGAGGGUGAGGACGAGGAGAUGGAGGAAGGUGAUGAUGGCUAUGAGCAGAUUUCCAGUGACGAGGAUGACCUGGAUAAUGGCACCUUUAAGUUGCCCUCCUUUGACAUGGACUACACUCCCGAGGACCUUGCAUCUGUUCCACCAGUCCAGUAUGAUCCCUAUGAACGAGAACUACGACCACUGGUCUACUUUACCCCUCCAUACAAAACACUGUUCGAUACCCAACUCGAGAAGCCCAGUGUGGAGGAGCCCAAGGACCCUACCAGUCCAGAGGGAGUAGCAGUUGGAGAGGAUACAGAGUCGGUGGCCCAGCUUAAAGAGCUGCUAGGAAGCAUUGGCGAAGACAGAGAUGUCCGUUGGGUCACUGCUCUGGAAGAAGCGUCAGGACUAGUAGCCAAGGGCUUGGCGUGCCUCAUUAAAGAGGGUGGGGUAGAAGACCAUGUGGACCUUUUAGCCCAGUGGGCUCUCCAAGCGCUAAGUAUGGAGAUCGCGCUCACGCAACCAAUUGCUCUGAACCUCAGACAACUAAAAGCAGGUGCCAAGCUGGCGUCAUACCUAGCAGAGAGUCCACAGGGCUUGACCGCACUGCUGCAUGAAGGGGCUCUCAGCGUGCUGCUGGAGCUGCUCCACAGGGACCAUGUCUCUUCUACAUUAAAGCUGAGUCUCAUCAGGGCACUUGAUGCCCUUAUUAGCGCUCCUAUUGGAGUAGAGGCUUUUCUGAACGCUGGCGUGUCAGAGAAGAGUGGCUAUCAGCGUUUAGUCCAGCUAUUCCUGCGUGAUGAAACAGUGAGGGUCAUAACGGCUGGCAAUGCCGUUCUUCAGAAAAGCCACAUGUUUGAGGUGCUGCUUGACCUCCAGCGUACAGCAGCAGCGUGGAGUGAACCACAGCAGGAGGAGAUGGAGGAUGCUGAAACCGGCAUGGAGGAAGAGCCGGCUCUAAGUUCCUCCUCCCCUGUGAGCGAGGCAGAGCUUGAUCGGUUGGUGGGUGUUUUGGAGGAGUUGUAUCAGCUGCUGGAGACAGCCCCUCAGUGCAUGGUGCAGCCCCCAGGGAAAGCUUUCCCAACUUCUGCAAGAAUUACAGGACCACAGGAGAGGGAUGAUCCAUAUCCAACUCUCUACAGGUAUAUGCAUGCAUGCCGUUUCCUGGAGAGCACAUCUGUGGUGCUAUCUGCAGCGGCAGCGGCUGGACACUUGGGUGUCAUCCAAGCUGUGAGAGAGCUCCUUCGCUUUUUGUCGCUCACACAAUCGGGUCUGCUCUUCCUUCUCGCCCAACCCUCCCCUACCAACUUACUUCUGCGGCUUCUUGCAUCUGUGGCUGAGACUGAUGGGGAGGAGGUGACCUUUAUGGGAGGAGAGGGAGGUCUCAAUGGGCCCGGCUUCGGUGAAGAAGGCUUUGGCGCGUGGCUGAUGCAGGCCCUACAUGCUCUCCAGGGGGUUUCCGAGCUAAUGAGCCAUGUGACCUCAGGAGUGGAUGGAGGAGUGGGCUUGGAGGAAGGUGACAACCCAGAGGUCCUGGCCAUGCUCCAUUCACUUUAUCUGAUGACUUUUACUGUGACUGGCCGCAGUGCUGUCGCUCAUGUUUUCAGUUUGGACAACAACUUGUCCUGCCUGGUUGCUCUUCUGCAGCACUACAGCAAGGAUGGACAAGGUGAAGCCAAGACUCGCAAAGCAGUGACGUAUAACUAUGCGUGCAUGCUGGUUUUGUUGGUGGUACAAAGCUCGAAUGAACUGCGGAUGAUGGAACAGCAUGUUGCUCCAUUGCUCACUAUAGCCAAGGCUGAUGACACCAAUGCUAAGCUACAGGAGCUUAGUAAAUGGUUGGAACCAUUGGAGAAAGUGCGCUUUGAGAUCGGCAGCAUUCCCACCGUGUUGGAAUACAUUAAGCAGAAUGUGGAACAUGUGUUGACUCCUGAGGGAACUGGAUUGGUCACAGCUCUCAGGGUGAUCUGCCACAUCGCCUGCCCCCCGCCUGCUGUUGAGGGUCAGCAAAGGGACCUAAAGUGGAGUCUUGCCGGGGUCCAGCUGUUCUCUGGCGAAGGUCUGGAUACAUGUGUACGUGUCCUGCAGAAGCUGUGCGCCGUCCUGCUGCAGCCAUGGCGCUUGCACGGAAACAUGGGCCCUACGCCGCAGCGCUGCACGAUCCUCAGUAUUUGCGUGAGCACACUGCGGUUGUUGCGGACUAUGCUGACAGAGCUGCUCCGCGGAGGAGCGUUCCAGUUCAGGGACACUCGUGUGGCCAGCGUGUUGGUGACGCUCCACAUGAUAGUUUGUUCCAUCCCUGCAUCAGGACGACUGGAUGGAGAGGAAACCAGAGUCCAGGCUCUUAUUGUUGAUGUGCUGCUCACCUUUACGCAAGGUGUCAAUGAAGAGGUGACGCACACAGAGGAGACUCUGGCCAGUAACACUUGGUCUCUGAUGUUGAGGGAGAUUUUAGUGUCAUUACUCAAGGCUCCUGAAGGGCUCUUCUCUGGUCUAACAUUAUUGUCUGAGCUCUUGCCUUUACCACUUCCGAUGCAAAGCACUCAGGUGUUAUCUGUACAAGACGUGGCAAUAGCCUUAAACACAAGAAAGCUGUGGAGCAUGCACAUCCGGGCACAGUGGAAAGUGUUCUCCGAGGCGUUGAGAUGUGUGUGCACUACCAGCUGCCCUCCGCUCUUGGCCAUUCUCAGGAGGGUGUGUGUUCAGCUGGCUGACCUCUCCUCACCCACUGCAACACUCAUUAUGAAGACCUUGCUGGAGCUGCUCCUGGAGGAGCUGCAGCCGGUGGAGGGGAAAGGUUCGUGCUGGGGCCAAGUCCUGCGCCUGCUUUCUUUGACUGACGCGCUGGCGUCACAGAGAGCUUGUAAGAGUGCCAUGUUGCACCUGCUGUCUGGAUCAGUGUCUGGAGAUGAACAAAUGGUGGAUCUCUUCCCAUUGCUGCUGCCCCUAUUGGUGCCUCCCUCUGACCACUCUUUACAGCAACAGCAAUGCAGUGAACUCAUGGGAACAAUAUUACAGUCACUGUGUGACCAGGAUAUCUCUCUGGUGACGUCCCAGACGGGUGAAAGCUGUGUGUCAGAGGUGGAACAGCUGGCCAAUGCACUCCCAGGGCGAGAGAUGAUGUCAUCUGUAUGUAACGCCUUGAUGGAGGUUUUGGGAAAUUCAUACAGCAGUGUCCCUCUUCUCCUCACCUGUAUCAGGACUCUGACAUUCCUCACAGAGCAUGACUAUGGACUUUACCAUCUCAAAGUAGCUCUGAAGAAACACAGUGCGGGUUUAUAUUCCCUCUUGAAGAGGUUAGUGGUUCCGUUCAACAAGGACUCUGCAGAUCUGCUGUCAGCUCUGAUAGACUUCCUCCGACAGAUUGUCAACACGGACUCAGUGUGUAACGAGGAGGGCCAGGCAUCUGCGGAAGAGUCAUCUUUUGCUUCUCCACCACGGUUGCUGAGCGGCUCUGAGAUGAAAGCUCUCCUAAAAUGGGAAGAGUCCGAGUCACAUCCUCUGCCUACUUUGGAGAAGCAGAUUACGAAACUCUGUAAGGAAGAUGAUUCACUGGAGACCAUGUUAGAAAGUGUGACUGUCCUGAGGCAAACUUUGGAGACUGCAGCAGAUGAGCCACCUGCGGCUGACACGGAGCCAACCCUGCCAGUGCCUGAAACUCUUGCCGCUCAGUUUAAUCACCGGACAGUGUUUAUUCUUUCAGAGGCCCUUGAUGAUCAACUCAAGGCACUGUGGUUCUCUCCCUUCCAAACGGAUGACAUAGAAAGUGAGCUUGACAUGGUAAAGGUGGACCUGGUGGGUUUGGCCCAAGAAUGUUGUCCAGACCUGGACCUGAAAGCUGAGCUUGAGCGCUCCUACCUGUCAGAGCCUUCCUCCCCUGGUCACGCCAAGGCUCAAAAAGGCUUCCGGCCAGGAAAACACAAGCACGAGACCUUCAUUACAUCAAGUGGUAAAUCAGACUACGUGGAACCCGCUAAGAGAGCACACAUCAUGGCAGCCCCUCGUGGCAGAGGGGGGCGAGGGGGCUUUGGACAGAAUCUCUGCAGACCCCAUGACAUCUUCCGCCAGCGCAAACAGAACACUUCCCGUCCUCCCAGCAUGCACGUGGAUGACUUUGUGGCAGCGGAGUUUAAAGACAUUACCACCCCAAUUGGACUUUUACCUCCUAAAAGGCCUCCUAAAAGCGCUCCCAAGCUCCCCACCAGAGGACUCUUUACUGGAAACCGAGGCAGAGCCACCUUCCACAACCAGACUCGCUUUUUUACUCCACCGCAGCCUAAAAGUGUACUUCUGUCUGGUAACUAUGCUCGCAGGGAGGGAGGCCGAGGCUCAUCAUGGAGCGGACAAGUCCCAGCCGUUACUCACAGAGGAACAUACAGUGAACCUCGCGGGGGUCAAAGCAACUUCACACGAGGACCUCUGCCCUCCAGACAACUUCCUGCGAAUGCAUAUCGCCUGGCUCCACGUGAUCGUGCCCCACGCGGCAGAGGAGGCACGGGGCUGUCGUGGCUUAGUGGAGGAGGAGGCGGCGGCGGUGGCGGCAGUGCAGGUGGUGGUGGAGGCGGAGGAGGAGGGAGAGGGUCCCAGGUGAGCAAGUUUAGUGGCGGGGGAGGGAGCGGAGGUGGGAGGGGCAGACACGUCCGCUCCUUCACCAGGUAAAUACACCUGGGCAUUGACUCAAGGCUGUUAGGGCUCCUUUUGGACCAAUGGGGAUCUUUUAUGUGCCAUCUCCAUGGAAAUGUGUCCAUGGUGAUCAUGAUGUCAUAAUGAUGUGCAGGCUUUUGUGUUGUUUUAUGUUUUGUUAUUUUCAAUUGUACCCAGAGAAUUAAAGUUCAUAGUAAUUGAGUUUCUGUUUGUCCUUUCAAGAUCAUCAUUUUAAUUGAAUACUGCAAAGCAAUUUUUAAAAAGCUGUUUUAAUUUAACCAUAUCCUUGAAAAUUUUAAUUUGUUUAGAAAAAUUAGAUGCCAGAGAGAGAAAUAUUGCAAUCAUACAAGUAUAUACCUGUACUGUAUAUUCAAAUAUGAUUCCAUGAUUUCUUGCCUGUGAAAGGGCUUUGAAGUCUAGAAAUACAAUUCCAUACGUAUAGUAAUACAAGGGGCGUUACAUUACUGCACUAAUCAGUGGUGUUUAUAAAAUUAGUAAAAGUUUAUUCACAGUUAAACCUACAGUCAAAUGAUUACCCCACAGUGGGUUGACACAAAAUAUCUUUCAAACACAUCAUUUGCUCCUAAAAUUAUUUAACACAUGCCAGACCACGUUCUGCUUUGCACUUGAUUUGAUUACUACUAUCUACCGUAGUUAAAAAUUGUUUACCAAGAAAAACUAUAUUCUUAUUUGGCUAAUCUUCAGUCCAGUCUUCUCAGAUGACCGUGACCUCCCGGCUCUUCUUCUUGAUGUAAUCCAGCGUCAUACUCCGGGUUCCACUCUUGCGUGCACCAUCACUCAGCUGGGGUGAAGGAGGGGUUAAACUGGGAAGAUUUAAGGAAGCCUCCCUCCUCUGGUGCCUCAAUGGCUGGUAGGUCGGUUCCCAUACGGGUGCCUGCUGAUCCCCCUGAAGGUGCUCUCGGGCCACCUGGUCCACUGCCUGCUGACCCUUGGUGGGGUGUAGGUCUCUGAGGAGCUCCAACAGUUCUUGCUUCUCCAGCUCGACCUCUGCCAACUCUUGUCUCCUUAGACGCUCUGCUCCUAGCAGGGCACGCAUGUCACCCAUCACACGGGACAACUGGCCCUGAAUACCAAAGACAGGUCAUAUGUAAUAACAAAUGUAAUUACAGAAGGACGUCUUUAUCCCCACAUCCAUCAGGUGGCAUAAAAGUUAUGGGUGAGUAUACAAUUUAUUUAAUAAGUAGGGAUGUCUGAUAUUGGAUUUUUUGCCGAUAACUGAUAUGCCGAUAUUGUCCAACUCUCAUUUUCUGAUAUUCCGAUCUGUGUAACAUCACAUAUCUUUUUCUUGAAUGUAAUUGUUCUAAAGUAACAUUACUCCUAAAUGAGUACAGUUGUAUUGUUGGCUACUCCACCCAUCUGUGAGUAGAUAAUUAAUGUAUUACAUAUUUUAUAUAAGAGUACAUUUAUGUUUCUUGUGCCUUGAUUUAUGUUUUGUUUUUUUUAUAUUUAUUUUUAGUUAAAGGGGUAUUGUUUAAAAUAC